AUGGGAGGCAUUGGGAAGACUACUCUUGCUCAGUUUGUUUAUAAUGAUGAGAAGGUGAAGGCUCACUUUGUUCUUAAGGCAUGGGUGUGCAUAUCAGACGUUUUUGAUGUCAAACGCAUAACAAAAGAUAUCAUCAAUUCGGCUACCCUUGGCAAUUUUGAUUGUAACAACUUGAAUGAAGCACAACAGAAAUUGCAAGAAGUGCAGCAUGUUCAUUUUGUGUAUUCAGACCUUGCUGAGAGGCGGGAUGAUAUUAUCCGCAAAUGCGAUGGACUACCUUUGGCUGCAAAAACUCUUGGAGGUCAACUACGAAAGAUAGUGGAUAAGGGUAAGCGCCAAAGGAUAUUAGAUAGCCAUAUUUGGAGUGACAAGUGA
Chenopodium quinoa (quinoa) is the source of this 375-nucleotide messenger RNA. RefSeq names its product putative disease resistance protein RGA4. The transcript is spliced from 2 exons. Gene Ontology annotation, molecular function: ADP binding. NCBI's taxonomy places the organism in Eukaryota, Viridiplantae, Streptophyta, Magnoliopsida, Caryophyllales, Amaranthaceae. Gene Ontology annotation, biological process: defense response to fungus. The record is from RefSeq and is a predicted model, not a curated record. Bases 1 to 375 code for a protein of 124 amino acids.